Arabidopsis arenosa is the source of this 518-nucleotide messenger RNA. The record is from the annotation of a GenBank genome assembly. NCBI's taxonomy places the organism in Eukaryota, Viridiplantae, Streptophyta, Magnoliopsida, Brassicales, Brassicaceae.
AACGGUUUGUCAAGUGGCAAGGGAGAACGAUAAAGAAGCUUGUCAAAGGGAUUAAGAGCAUGAAUGGGAAAAUGAAGACCGUGGAAACCAAGCUCUCACACGUGGGAUGCUCUAACUCUACACGGGAUGACGUGGAGGCGACGGGAGAGAACCAACCAACCCCAAUGGACGAAGAUAGAGAUGCAAGGUAUUCUUUCCAAGGCACUCACACUCAAGAAAUGGUGGUUCAUGAUCCUCCGCGAGCUUCUUCUUAUAAGCGUCGCCAAAGGAGGAAGAGGAGAGCGCCUCGUUCACCAACACUAAUUCUGGCUUCAAGCAACUCCUCUUACUCACUCUCCACAUCUUGGGACUGGGAGGUUAUGUUUUGCUUUUGAACUAUUUUCCUCUUUUAAGGUUUUUGCUAAGUUUGUAUGAAUCUUGGUUACUUUUGAGUUUAGUAAUUUAAUUAUUCUUUUAAAAUCUUUUUAGCUAUCUUUUCUUAUGUCCGAUAUAAUUUAAAUUAAAAUUUAAACAAUUUG